AUGAAGGGCAGGGAGCAGGGGGCCCCUCCAGCGUUCAAGCUGGGCUUCAACAUCCGGGGAGGAAAAGCCUCGCAGCUGGGGAUCUUCAUCUCUAAGGUGAUCCCUGACUCGGAUGCGCACAGAGCUGGGCUGCAGGAAGGGGACCAGGUGCUGUCGGUGAACGACGUGGAUUUCCAGGACAUUGAGCACAGCAAGGCUGUGGAGAUCCUGAAGACGGCCCGUGAAAUCACCAUGCGCGUGCGUUACUUCCCCUACAAUUACCAGAGACAGAAGGAAAGAACUGUUCACUAGUAGGCAGCUGUCCGCUGGGUCUCCAGAGUGGCCGUCCUGCAAAAAACUCUCCACUACUUUUCCUCAACAUCGGAGAUGACACGACGAGUUUCAGCUGUCACUGGAGGUACAACUGUCCUGUUGGCUGCACAGGCAUCAGCACUGCUUCCUGCGCGGAGGGGUGCCAACAGAGUCUUAUUUAGCUGGAAGAUGGAUGGGGCUUUAGUCUGUACUCCUUGAACUGGGUGUUGAAACAAGCUGAUGGUGCUGAUGUGGAAGUGGGUACCGGAGGGCAGCUUCUCCGGCGAGAUCUGUGCUUCUCUUCUAGUAGGACUUAAUAAGGAGUGCUCUGCUGGUUCUGGAUCCAACCCUUGUUGCUAGAUGUAAGGCCAAGAGGGUCUGAGCGUGCUCGAGCAGAGCACGGCCUUUGUCCUCCAGGAGAUCAACCUGUUCACUUCUCUGGUAACAUGAAAUUCUUUCCUUCUCCAUGUCCUACCUCUGCUCUACACUACUGGGUUUGCUUGGGACUCAAGGAACAGGAAUAAAAUCCAGUCAAACUCAGUGUACAUCUCUAGCUGCACUAGUCUGCCAAGGCAUGAUUGUACCUCUUUGCUGCUUAACGACCGCCACGAUAUGGGACCGAGACGCUUGGAGCAUGUUUCUGAACUGCUGCGGGCACUUGGCCAGGUUCCCCCAGGCGUGGUGCUUGCACGGUUAAGGGUUUCACUCGCUGAACCUGCUUCCUUCACUUGGCACAGCCCUGUCCCUGUCACGUGCUCCCAUCAGAACUCCCCGCCACUUUGAGGUAAACUUCUCCCCUUCCCUCUUCUCAAAGAACGGGGAGGAAGCCUGCUGUGCCCUGCGCUGGGAGAGCACAGAUGAAAACGUGCUAGUUAUCAGCAAAUCUGGGUGCAAAUGCAUGGUUCCAUCGUAUUGUAAAUGGCAUCAGGACAGCCCUUGCUCUGGCCUUCUGUGCGGUGUUUUCCGCUUAUCUGUAAUAACUGAAAUAAUAAAACGAGUACAGCAA
Messenger RNA from Aptenodytes forsteri (emperor penguin), 1297 nucleotides. RefSeq names its product PDZ domain containing 11 (gene PDZD11). Gene Ontology annotation, molecular function: protein binding. The record is from RefSeq and is a predicted model, not a curated record. NCBI's taxonomy places the organism in Eukaryota, Metazoa, Chordata, Aves, Sphenisciformes, Spheniscidae. Gene Ontology annotation, biological process: maintenance of epithelial cell apical/basal polarity; protein localization to basolateral plasma membrane; neurotransmitter secretion. Gene Ontology annotation, cellular component: cell-cell junction; synapse; basolateral plasma membrane. The transcript has 5 exons. Bases 1 to 291 code for a protein of 96 amino acids.